AGGGAUGCGUGUAGCGAGCUGAACCCUUUCACCCCUUUAGGGUGGGCCUUUGCAAGGGCUGGGGAUUGUGCGGGUUGUUGCCGUUGUAGGUGGGGCAAUCCGGAACGAUCCUUUAGCUGCUUGCACCUUUGGGAAAAAGAAAGCGCUUCCUGGUUGGAAGGAAGAGAUCGGGAGUCAGCGGAGGUGGGGGACCCACGCGAAAGGAUAGUCCCUGUGAAACCCCCCUUCCCGCCCGGCCCUGAAUUGGUGCCCGGAAAGAAAUUAAUGCAGGUGUCUGAGCAUCUGGUAGCAGAUUCUGCGAGUUCUAUGGAUGCCUCUGCUGUGGGCCAUGAUGGCCCGCUUGGUUUGGAGGACCCCUUCCUUCGUGCCUCCUCUUCUGUUUCUGUCACUCUCCAAAAUCUGGAGGAAUCCCGGGCCCGUCUCUUGCACCCCAUUACGCCUUCUUCUGCAUGGCUCGCUUCACUGAAACCUCCUGACACGAAGAGCCAGGCCUCGCUCGACCACCUGCCAAAACCUGCUGCUCUGAGUUUCUUGGAUCACAAGUGCUCCGACUGGAUCCCUGAGCAGGCCUCGCUUCUCACAGCUGAUGCCAAGAAAUCAUCUUCUAAAUUGAAUCCUCUCUGGUUGGAGAAUCCAUUCCUGAAGGAACCCAUCCUGGCUUCUCUUACUCCUCAGGGACUGGAGGAGUCCAGAGCUCGCUUGCUCUGCCCUUUGGCAUCCUCUGCCCUCCGGUGGUCCUCGCUGAAACCUUCAGAUACACAAUUCCAUGUCCCACUGGGUCCGCUAGAUACCUGUGGCACCCUGACUUCAACAGGGUUUCCGACAGAUUGCGGUACCCAGAAUGAGGCUCACAUACCUCGCUGUGUGCUGGAGCAGCUGCAACUUACAGAUGAGGGAGAGGGGAACGAGGACUUGGGUGGUGUGAUGCCAGAAUACGUCCUGACAGUUCCUGAGGACAAGCUGAAGGAACAGCCAAAUGAGAGAGACUCCUCUGGCCACGAGAUGACAGAGGACAGCCAAGAGCGGGAAACCAGAGCAGACAAGCUGAUGUUGUUGAACCUGGUUUGCUGCUCGUUGGUAGAAGGUUUCAGGUAUGGGAGCCCUAACGGACAGAUGGAGCAGGACUUGGAGCAAGUGUGUGAGAGGCUGGCAGAACAUGAACCUGAAUUUAUCCUCAAGGUUGCCCUGUAUGCUCGUCAGGAACUGAACAUCCGCAGCACAGCUAACUUCCUUCUGGCACUCUCUUCCCGCCUCUUGCCCUGCCGCCCACAUCUGCGCCGCUAUUUCAGCCACACGGUACAGCUGCCCUCUGAUUGGAUGGAAGUAGCUCGGCUUUACGAUGGCCUAGCAAAGACAGGAGAAACUCUGGCUCCAUUGCCUUCCUGCCUCCGCGCUGCGAUGACAGACAAAUUCCGACAGUUUGAUGCAUACCAGUUAGCCAAGUACAAUGUGCGGAAGAGCCGUGGGAAAAAACGUCAUUGGCCAAAGACGAAGAAGAAGGAACUGGAACCAGGUUGCCGCAACCGUUGGGAAAAGCAUGCGUUGGGUCGGAACAAAUUCCUUGCGUCGAAACUGAAAGCUCUCCAAAGAGUGUUUGACGAGCCCUCGGAGUCGGCCCCGAAGCAACCGGCAGCCCCCAGAGAUCCUUUCUCUCUCAAGGCUUUGAUCCAGCGCCUUCAUAUUUCUCAGCCGGCCCAGCAUGUAAUGAGCCUCCUGGGGCGCAGGUAUCCCUCAGACCUGCACACCUUCUCUCGAAGUCGCCUUCCAGGGCCCUGGGACUCAAGCCUGGCUGGCACCCGCAUGAAACUACCGAGACCGCUCACUUGGGACCGGGAGCUGAGCCAACGGGGGAACAAUGCCAAAGCCUGGGAAGAUCUGAUCGAUGCAGGGAAGCUACCGUUUAUGGCCAUGCUGCGUAACCUUCGCAACAUCGUGCGGGCAGGAGUGAGUGAAAGACACCACCGACGCCUGCUGAAUCGUCUGGAGAACAAGGAGUCCGUGAUCCGCAGCAAGCAGCUCCCGUUUCGAUUCCUCGCUGCAUACAAGGUCAUCAAGCAACUGGAGGAGGGGCUUAAAGGCAAAGUUCCUUCCAAUAGAGACAUCAUCAAACAGAUCCUGAAGGAGCUCCGGCCACAUCUCCUGGGAAGGCCGAUGCGUUUUUGGACACGUCAGGAAUUACGCCGCUGCAUGGAAGUCCCAUUUAUCUUCCAAUUGGUGAAGUGCAAGAAGAAGAAACUGAUGAAAUUCAGACAAGCGAAUUACAGCCAUGCCAUCCUGCAGCGAUACCAGCAGGCUUUAGAAACAGCAAUUGGCAUCGCUGUGCGGCACAACGUGCCCCCCAUCCCGGGCCGCACUCUCAUCCUGAUUUCUUGCACCUCACUAAUGAGUGAGCCUUAUCUGCGGGCCUCCAAUCUCCGCUGCCCCAGUGCUGAGCAGAAGAAUGACAACAAAGCCCUCACGGGUUUGGACAUGGCCUUCUUGCUGGGCUCCAUGGUGUACUCUGCCUCUGAGCAUGCCCAACUCAUGCUCUGCAAUCAGUCUACGGUCACAGGUCCUGUUGCCAUGACGGGUGCUGUGCUACAGGAUGUGCAUUACCUGCAAGCUCUGGAGAUAGAACGGGGCCACGGUGAUUGUCUUAACAUCAGGGAUGUUGUCGUGGAUCUCCUUUUUCGACGCCAGCAAGUGGACACAAUUCUUUUGUUGAGCUGUGUUGCCGAAGAUGACUCAAGCAUCUGGCUGUAUCGCCAUCACGUGGCCCCCCGUUGCCUCUUUUUCAAUGUCUGUGCAGGCAUUGUAUGGUCAAGGACUUUGGAGUCUGUCAAGCACCUGGAGAUAAGCGGAUUCAGUGAGCAGGUGCUCAGGUUCAUGGCUGAAUGUGGCAGUUCCCGGUUCCUAGAACACGUUGGGAAGAUCGACAAGAUCCACGGCCUGCCUGAGCCACGGGGGGCAGGGGUGGCUAAACUGGAAACAGGAGUUGGACCCUUGAUAUCUGUCCCCCACAGCAGGUGGCGCUCCAUUAAAGUUUUUGUCUCCUCCACCUUCCGGGAUAUGCACGGCGAACGUGAUCUGCUCAUCCGCUCCGUCUUCCCUGAAUUACGAGCUCGGGCAGCCCCGUUCUGCCUGGCAAUAGAAGAUAUUGACCUGCGCUGGGGGAUCACUGAACACGAGGCUCAGAGAAACAAGCAGUUGGAACUCUGCUUGUCAGAAGUUGCACGAAGUCACCUGUUCAUUGGGAUCCUCGGCGAGCGGUACGGCCACAUCCCGGGAGAGUAUUCGUUACCAGAUGAACUCCAAUACGAGUGGGUAAAGUCAUAUCCAGGAGGCCGCUCCGUCACAGAGCUGGAGGCUGUUCAGUUCUUGAAUGGCUGCAAGGGUUCUUCUGCUGGGUCCAGGGCCUUCUUCUACCUCCGAGAACCAGACUUCCUUGGCUCUGUGCCUAAAGCGUGGAAGGCGGAUUUUGCAGCUGAGUCGGAGGAGGCUAAGGACCGGCUGGUGGAUUUGAAGAAACGCCUUGAAAACCAUGAAAGUCUGCCCUCGCUUAGCAGGUACACCUGCCAGUGGGGUGGAGUAGCCCAAGGCCGGCCAUAUGUCAAAAGUCUUGAGGAUUUUGGUGCCAGAGUCUUGCGGGAUGUGUGGGAAAGCCUCUGUCUCCACUUUAUACAGGGAGACGGUUCCGUGCUCAGUGGUGAGCUGGAGGAGGCAGAAGAAAAUAUCUUGCAGGAAUCUUUUCAAGAGCUGCAGCAGAAGAGGUUCUGUGCCCGGGCAAAGCUGCUCCGUGCCACAGCUGCCCAGCUGUGCGGAGGCAGAGUCUGUGUUGUGAGUGGUGAAUGUGGCCAAGGCAAGACUGUCUUCUUGGCAGCCCUGGCCCAGGAACUCCAAGCAAAGGCCCCGCCCCAUGGAGACCCCGCCCCCUGUUACCAUGUCAUGGCUCAUUUCACCAGGGCCCGGCCCGAUCAGGCCAAUGCCCAGGUCAUGUUAGGGCGGCUUUGUGCCCUGCUGAGGAAGCUGAUGAAGCAGCCACCGACCCCGCCCACAAGCUACAGGGGGCUGGUGGGCCAGUUCAACUCCCUUCUCCAUUCCGUGGCCCAGUUGCUGAAGCGUCGGCAAUCUCUGGUGGUUCUGAUUGACGGUGCUGACCUUAUUCAUGCAGCCAGUGGGCAGCUGGUCUCUGACUGGCUGCCUGAACAGCUACCCCAGCGAGUCAGCCUCGUCCUCAGUGUUUCCGAGGAAUCACCUCUCCUCAGGUCUCUCAAACAACGGAAAGAUGUCGCCAUCAUCUCCCUGGGGCCGCUGGAUCCUCCUGACAGGGCUGUCAUCAUCCGCAAAGAUCUGGCAUUGUACGGCAAAAAGUUGGAAGAGUCAGCUUUCAACAACCAGAUGCGCCUCGUACUCCUCAAACGUGGCUCUCGACAACCUUUGUACCUGACACUGCUGACCCAGGACCUGCGGCUCUUUGCCCUGUACGAGAAGCUCUCAGAGAGGAUCCAGAAACUGCCUGUCUCUCUUCCUUUGCUGCUGCAGCAUUUGUUGGGAUGCCUGGAGCAAGACCACGGGCUGGAACUGGUAGCUGUGGCCUUCGCAUCUCUCUGGGCCAGCAGAGAUGGAUUAACUGAGCGAGAUCUGUAUGCUGUCCUGGCUACAUGGAAAGAGCUGAAUGGGGCCGACAUAAACCUGGAAGAAGCCAUUCUUGCUGGGAGACGUUCUGGAAUCUACCCUAUGGCUCCCUUCUUGGACUUCCUCCGGAGCCUGAGGGGCCUCCUUGCGGCAUGUGGCUCUCCAGCAGAACCCCCUGGCUCCCGGCUGCAUCUCUUUGGUACCCCCUUGAAGACGGCGGUGGAAAGGCGUUACCUGAAAAAACCAGGCUUGGCCCACACAGCUCACGUGCUUUUGGCAGCUCACUGGUGGAAACUCUCAGACCCAGAUGGUUCCAGGAGUUUCCGGAACUGUGAGGCAGAAUCUUUGUCAGCUCUUCCCUAUCACUUGGUCCAAAGUGGCUGUCUCAGCAAUCUGGCUUCUCUCCUGACUGACCUGAGAGUCGUGAGCGCUCAUGUCCGGCUGCGUCUCCUCCCCUCCCUCUCUGAAGCUUAUGCGCUCUAUGAGGCUGCCAUUGGCUCAGAGCGCGACGAGACCGUGGACUCUUUCCGUGACUUCUUGCAAAGGAACAUGGGGCUGCUUUCCCAGAAUCCUUCGCUGCUUCUGCAACAGGCAGCAAAUGAGCCGGAUUCCUCAACACUCUCUUUGCAAGCCCAGGCUGAGCUUUGCAGAGACGGAAGACAUUUCCUGAAAUGGAUUAACAAACCCCAGGAAGCCCAAGAAAACAUGAGCCUCGUACUGAAUCUGCCAGCCACCCCUUCCAGUGCCUCAGUUUCCCCCUCUGGAAGCCUGGCUGCUGUGGGCACCGCUGAAGGAACCCUCCACCUCUUGGAUAUGGAGACUGGGCAGGAACUGAAGUCCUUGCUGAGUGCCUGUGAUGGAAUCUCAGCCUGUGUGUUCCUGUCAGAGACGUCUGUCUGUCUCGGGGCCUUCAAUGGAUGCUUGGAGCUUUGGAGCGUGAGGGAAGGAUGCAGGCUUAUGGGCAUGGACGCUCACAAGGCCCAAAUCACCGACUGCUGCAUUGAUUCUGACCUCAGACUGUUAGCUACCGUCUCAUUUGAUGGUUACCUCAAGCUCUGGGAGUCCGCUCAUGGUCAUUUGACACGGGAACGAGACUGUUCACAUCCGUUGAACUGUGCAGCCUUUCACCCUGUGGGACAGGCGGUGGCCACAGGAGGCUGGGAUAGAACUGUCACCGUUCUGGACGUGCAAGAUAUGAGCGUGCUCUCGGAGCUGAAAGGCCACGAUGCCUCCAUCCAUUGCAUUACCUUUUCCCCGACUGGCAACGUUUUGGCAGCUGGGACUCUGGUUGGAACCGUUUGUCUCUGGUCGUGGAAGGAAUCUGUGGCUUUGGGCACUUUCUCAGCUCACUCUGGCUAUGUCGCUGCUGCUCAGUUCCUCCCAGGGGGGAAGCUUAUCACUGGCGGAGAAGACUGUAAGGUCCAGGUUUGGGAAGGCCACUCAGGGCAGCUCUGGAGCACCUUGCAGUCCCCCGCCCUUUCCCCAGCUCUCUGCAUUGCCCCAAAUCCUGAUGGUAGUCGGCUCGCGGUUGGGCACCACUCUGAUGACGUCUGGGUCUACCACCAGCCGUGGCGCUCAGGCUUUGACCCAACUCACUGCAGAGCGAACGGAGUGGCUGUCUGCAGCCUCGCCUGGUUGGACAACCUCCUUCUGGUUGGGGGCAGUGAUGACGGCUCCCUGCGUGUCUGGAACACCACAGAUCUCCAGCCCUUGUGCCUUCGAAAAAUUCAGGGUCACGACAGAGCUGUGACAGGCCUUGUGGUCUCCAAGAACUUGAUGGCAUCGACUUCAGAGGAUUUCACUGUCCGGCUGUGGCUCACAGAGACCCUGAGACCCGGCCCCGCUACAGUCGCCAGCAUCUCCCCACUCGCUGUCCUUCAGGGUCACACGGCUGGGGUGACCUGCUGUGCCUUCAGCCCUGAUGGAUGCUACCUUGCCACUGGAGGCAAAGACCGGGCCUUGUUUCUCUGGGAUGUAAGGGACCCCUCCCAGAAGACCCCUUCCCUCUGGCGCUCCCUGCCUUUCUGCCACCAAGACUGGAUCUCCGUCUGUGCCUGGACAGGUCCCACGCUGCUUUCUGGUUCCAAUGACUGCACUGUUUGUCUCUGGGAUCCUCUAACUGGCAAACGCCUCCGGGUGUUCCUUGGGCACCAGAGCCCCAUCUGUGGAGUUACAAGUGAGAGUGAUCAUGUGAUCUCCAUGGACAGGGAAGGGAUGCUGUUGGCAUGGGACCUCCAGGGAGUGGAGAAAACCCGGUUCCUGGCUCAUCCGGGUCGGGCCAACCACUGUGCAGGCUUCAGCGACCAAGGGGAAAAAGUAUUUAUGUUGGCUGCGGCUGGUUCUGAUGGGACAGUGAACCUUUGGAAGCCCCUGACGAUGGAGCAACCCCAAGUCCUUUCUGGACAUUCUGGUGCCGUUUGUGGGGCUGCUGUUUCUUCAGCAUCUUCCUCUUUCCUGACCAUAGCAGAAGACAAAACAGCCCGGCUGUGGACCCUUCGCAAGAAGGACGGUGGUGUCAGAGGUUUCCCACAGCACUGCGGGGUUGUCACAGCUGUGGCCUGGUCCCCUGAGGGGGAGUUUGCUGUGUCUGGUGGGGAACGUGGAGAUCUGAUGCUGUGGUGGGAAGGCAAGACUGCGGGGACGGCAAAGGUUGGUUCGCACUGCAUCAGCGCCUUGGCCUUCACCUCCGCCCACACAGUCCUGGUCGCCUCGGAGGGAAUUAGCCUCUGGAACAUAAACACCAGUGGAUGCCAUGACGAGACAGGCGGUUUGACAUAUCGGAAGCUUCUGCAGCCGGCAGCAAAGGCUUCGGUGCUGUGUGCAGGAACGCCCAGUCCUGGUGGACCUGUAGUCCUGAGUCUGACUGAUGGCGACCUCUUAGUCCUUAAGCCUCAGGACAAGAAGUUUUGGCACAACAAGGAAAAAGAUUCACCAUGGAAUAUCGGUGAUCAUGUGUGUUUUGACCUCUAUGCAUCCGAGGAGGGUGUUCUUCACAUCUGGGAAUCCAUGAAGAUGCCUAAGUUGUUCAGGAUGAGUGUAACCCAAUCGGGGGAGCUGAAGGAUGAGCAGGAGUGGUGGGACUACAUACCUUGGGAACCAAAAAAUGCAUCUGUCUGGAUUACUGUUACACGGCUGGUGAAGGAAAAGUUCUUGUACUUCGCUGACUCUGAAGGCGCCUUGUGGACUCAGACCCGGCGGCCGCAAGAGGCGGAGGAGAAUCAGGAUGAGCUGUGGCAGCUUGACGGGUGGCAGAGGAGAAAGAUUCACGAUGACAAAAUCACAGCUCUCCACAUCCUUGGAGACAAGAUUGUAACGGCAUCCCAUGACCGGGAUGUGAAGAUCUGGGAUGGCAGCACAAUGAAACUGCUGGGUCAGUUCCGAUGCCUUGCCCCCGUCUCUCGUCUUCAACCUUGCCCCCGUGUGGACCCUUCACCUCUCCUCAUCGCGGGAGAUAUCCUGGGCAACAUCUACUUCCUGGAGUGGAGCAGCCUCAGUGCUUGAAAGGGAGGAAGAAAAACCUCAGCCUUUCCUUUCUCAUGUGCUGCUGAAUUUAAUGGCACAAGAGCUGCAAUCCUGGCAGAUUUCCCACCGUCUUCUGGAGUUGGCCGUUCCGUGCUUCAAAGAUGAAUGUAGAAGACCUGCAUCUUGGUUGAUUUGAUGAUGUUUGUGUUGUGGCCUCGAGCUGCGAGGCAACUCCUGUGCUCCCCAGACUCAACAGCUCAAGAUGAGAUUAAUAAGGUUAAUGUAUUGAAAGCAUUAAUGGCAGAAAUGUUUCUGAACACUGAAGUUUUUGACGUCAGAUUUGUGCCUGUUCAAAUGCACAGGGCCUGCCCGCUUUAACCCAUGCUGACUGUAGAAGGACAUUGUGGGCAGCUAAUUUGCUAGUGGCUGCUGAUAAUUCAAAUGGUUUUUAAUUUGCACUUUGUUUUCAAAAUAUAAAGUCCACAGCAAUUGGUGGGCAGAAAAUUCAA
Molecule: messenger RNA, 8585 nt
Organism: Eublepharis macularius
Lineage: Eukaryota; Metazoa; Chordata; Lepidosauria; Squamata; Eublepharidae
Gene: TEP1
Product: telomerase associated protein 1
Exons: 56
Coding region: 265-8115 (2616 amino acids)
Biological process (GO): telomere maintenance via recombination
Cellular component (GO): telomerase holoenzyme complex
Molecular function (GO): protein binding; telomerase activity; telomerase RNA binding
Source: RefSeq, a predicted model, not a curated record